AUGUCUCUCCCCGAAAGGCCCGGUGCGAGAACCUCGUACGAGCAGCGCACCGCUUACAGGCAGUCCACUCGGCGCAGCCGUCCACAUGACAUCGAGGCUGGCGGUCGUUAUGGGAAUGAGGGCACGAUGCAUUCCCGUGGGAACUCAUCUCACUCCGUUGCGACAACUGUGCCGCCUCCUUCUAACACCACUACAGAUGAAGUGCCUCUGUCGCCGGACCUAGAGAGCGCCGGCGUGCGUGGCGAUGCAGCUCUUUCGCGGAAACGAAGCUUGGUCAAGCCGGAACGGAACAGAAUCGGGAAAGACCAUCCAAACUACCACUACCGUCAACAUUCAGCGAAAAUGCAGACGAAGCCGUCGCGGACCGGCAACGAACCAGUCUACGAGGAUAUCGAAGGGACCACCUAUGUGACCACGUCGAACCGGGAAGACGCCCUCUCCGAAUCGAUCGCAUCGAAGGGCAAGAAAGGGAGCAGUAGAGACAGCGGCGAGGCCGAGAAGUCGAAACACUCUAGGAAAAGGGCAAACAGCCGGAAACAUUCGGGCAAAAUCACGAAGAAGGGCUCAAAACACAGAAAGGAUGUGGAGCAGAUACGCCCACCGAGUCUCUGGGACAUCUACUGCGCCAUUAUCACGUUCUGGUGUCCGAAUUUCGUCCUGAAAUGCUUCGGGAAGAGAUCGAAAGACCAAGCUCGAGCCUGGCGAGAGAAGAUGGGACUUUUGAGCAUCAUCGCAUUGAUCAUGGCGGUCGUCGGCUUCUUGACCUUUGGGUUCACCCGCACAGUCUGUGGCACACCAUCGCAGCGCCUCCAAGUAAAUCACGUUGGCGGUGGUUACAUGAUUUUCCACGGGCAAGCUUACGAUCUCUCUGCGUCUCAUCAUCCGCCGGCUGAGGGCAUCCCUAGGUCGGGUAACUCAGGGGCGAAUGUUCUGUUUGACCUUCCGGAGAAGCAGGGUGGUAAAGACGGGAGCUUCUUGUUCCAAAACGUCAACGGGAAAUGCAAGGACUUGAUCACCUUGGCUGACGGCUCAGACGUGCCCACAAACAGCAAGGGCGAGCUGGCUUGGUACUUCCCGUGCAAUACCUUCAACCAGGACGGGUCUACGCAGCCCAAUUUCACAAAUCCGUACUACCUUGGCUACGCUUGUCACACCACCGCAGACUCACGAAACACGUUCUAUGCGCUGAACCCGACAGCUGACGUCUAUUUUGAUUGGAGCGAUGUCAAGAAUAGCUCGCGGAAUCUUGUUGUAUACUCCGGGGACGUCCUCGAUCUGGAUCUGCUCAACUGGUUCAACUCAUCGCAGGUCUCGGUCCCUGAUCGCUUCAAAGAACUCGCCGACAGCAACUCCUCGGCAAACAAGGCUGUCAGGGGUCGCGAUGUCACUCACGCUUUCAUGAAGUCAGGAGACAAGGCGGCGGCUGAAUGCCUUCAGCAAAUCAUCAAGGUUGGAUCAGUGGACUCCGACUCGGUGGGCUGCAUUGCCUCGCAAGUUGUCCUGUAUCUUUCUCUUGUUCUGAUUCUGUCAGUUGUCGUCGUCCGUUUUGUCCUGGCCUUGAUCUUUCAGUGGUUCAUAAGCCGGCGAUACGCAGCGGCCAAGACGUCUCAGUCAUCGGACAGGAGGAAGCGCAACCAGCAAAUCGAAGAGUGGUCAGAGGACAUCUACCGCGCACCAGCACGCCUGCCAGGUGAUGUCGGAAGCAGUGUAGCAGGAGCCUCAUCUGACCGCACCAGCAAACGUGCCAGCACGUUCCUGCCCACAACGUCGCGGUUCUCAACCGUGUACGGUGUCGACCGGAACUCCCGGAGGCCUACUAUGCCCACGACGAUGGCUAGUCAAAGCUCUGGAGCUGCCUUGCUUCAUCCGACCUCCAUGUACGGGCAGGGAAAUCCCAGCCGUAACAGCUUCUUGGCUUCCGAUCCGUACGGCCCUCAGCCCAGCCCACAGAUGGGCCUGGCCCUGCCGGCUUCAUACACGAGGCAGUUCCACAAGUGCAUUCUCGUUAUCUGCGACGGUAUCAUCAAGGGCAAGGGCGAGAGCAUGUCGACACCCGACUACUGUCUGAGCAUGAUGAAGGAUUUUACCAUUUUACCUGAGGAAGUACAGCCAUUUUCGUACGUCGCCGUUGCUACGGGCUCCAAGCGACACAACAUGGCCAAGAUCUACUCUGGCUUCUACGACUACGGUCCCAAGUCUCGCAUUCCUUUGGAGAAGCAACAACGCGUCCCGAUGAUGCUGGUGUCCAAGUGUGGUACGCCCGACGAGGCCACCAAAUCGAAGCCUGGAAACCGAGGCAAGCGCGACAGUCAGAUCAUUCUCAUGUCCUUCCUGCAAAAGGUCAUGUUUGACGAGCGGAUGACUGAACUCGAGUAUGAAAUGUUUAAUGGCCUGUGGAAAAUCACUGGAAUAUCUCCCGACUUCUACGAAAUAGUGUUGAUGGUAGACGCCGAUACGAAGGUGUUCCCUGAUAGUCUCACCCACAUGGUCUCCGCCAUGGUCAAGGAUCCUGAGAUCAUGGGCUUGUGCGGCGAGACAAAGAUCGCCAACAAACGGGACAGCUGGGUCACGGCGAUCCAGGUCUUCGAAUAUUUCAUCUCACAUCACCAGGCCAAGUCGUUCGAAUCGGUCUUUGGUGGUGUUACCUGUCUACCCGGUUGUUUCUGCAUGUACCGAAUCAAGGCUCCGAAAGGAGGUGCGAACUACUGGGUCCCCGUCCUGGCCAACCCCGACGUGGUUGAGCAUUACUCAGAAAACGUGGUGGACACCCUGCACAAGAAGAACUUGCUCCUUCUGGGUGAGGAUCGUUACCUCACGACCCUUAUGCUCCGGACAUUUCCCAAGCGAAAACAGGUCUUUGUCCCUCAAGCAGUCUGCAAGACCACGGUGCCUGAUAAGUUCAUGGUUCUCCUGUCUCAAAGGCGUCGCUGGAUCAACUCGACCAUCCACAACCUCAUGGAGCUCGUACUCGUCAGAGAUCUGUGUGGCACCUUCUGCUUUAGUAUGCAGUUUGUGGUGUUCAUCGAGUUGAUGGGCACACUGGUUCUGCCCGCUGCUAUUGCAUUCACCCUCUACGUCGUUGUCUCAUCCAUCAUCGGGCCAGCCCAAGUUAUUCCCUUGGUCCUGCUCGCUCUGAUUCUGGGCUUGCCAGGCGUCCUCGUGGUCGUGACGGCACAUUCAUGGACAUACAUCGUCUGGAUGAUCAUCUACCUGGUUUCCCUACCUAUCUGGAACUUUGUCCUGCCAACUUACGCCUUCUGGAAGUUUGAUGACUUCUCGUGGGGUGACACUCGCAAGACCGCGGGUGAGUCCAAGAAGGGCGGCCAUGGUGAGCAAGAGGGCGAGUUCGACAGCAGCAAGAUCACCAUGAAGCGGUGGGCCGAAUUCGAGCGCGAGCGCAGAACGCGGAGCCAGUACUGGAGUUCGAAGGAUAACAUCCCGGGCAACACCGGUAGUGGUUACUGGGCUGCAACUCCGUCGCCUGGUUACCACGACGAGUAUUAUUCGGAUGCAUGA
Messenger RNA from Diaporthe citri, 3516 nucleotides. RefSeq lists its product as uncharacterized. Gene Ontology annotation, cellular component: cell septum; cell periphery. NCBI's taxonomy places the organism in Eukaryota, Fungi, Ascomycota, Sordariomycetes, Diaporthales, Diaporthaceae. Bases 1 to 3516 code for a protein of 1171 amino acids. The record is from RefSeq and is a predicted model, not a curated record. The transcript has 3 exons. Gene Ontology annotation, molecular function: chitin synthase activity.